This is a messenger RNA of Necator americanus (New World hookworm), 540 nucleotides long. RefSeq lists its product as uncharacterized. The transcript has a single exon. NCBI's taxonomy places the organism in Eukaryota, Metazoa, Nematoda, Chromadorea, Rhabditida, Ancylostomatidae. The record is from RefSeq and is a predicted model, not a curated record. Bases 1 to 540 code for a protein of 179 amino acids.
AUGCUGAAACGAAAAACGGCUAGGAUGACUAUCUGUGCUUAUAAGGUACGUACGCUUGCAUCGGAAGCGGCCAUCGAAGAUCUGCCGAUGCAAGCCAAGGAGACUAGGUACGACGUCAUCAGACUGACUGAGACGACACGACGCCACCCUCUAAACGCCGUAUAUGAAACUGGAGAAGAACUGUUCGUAGGAACAUGCGGCAGUAGAGGUGUUGGUGGAGUUGGCGUCCUCGUCAACACGAGUAUGGCAAAGAACAUCGACUCUUUCGAACAACUUACGACCCGAAUCGGACGUCUGCGGAUGAGGAUACGGAUAACGGAUAAGAUGUGGUCCAACACCAGCUUCGACUAUCUUCGUCGCUUAUGCUCCAACAUAAAGCUACGAAGAAGAAGAAGUCGGAUCUUUCUAUAUGGACCUGAAGAAGUUCUACCGAGAAGAUCAUGCCUUCUACAAGGUCGUAACUGGCGAUUUCAACCCAACGUUGGCCAAAGAAAAACGCCUGAGGAACUUCACAUCGGGAUCCACGGCCUACUGGAAUGA